Molecule: messenger RNA, 6648 nt
Organism: Toxorhynchites rutilus septentrionalis
Lineage: Eukaryota; Metazoa; Arthropoda; Insecta; Diptera; Culicidae
Exons: 10
Coding region: 1047-5912 (1621 amino acids)
Biological process (GO): cell-matrix adhesion
Cellular component (GO): basement membrane; extracellular region
Molecular function (GO): serine-type endopeptidase inhibitor activity
Source: RefSeq, a predicted model, not a curated record
CGCUUCAAUCAGUUGAUACUGGGACGUGGUGCGAGCAACAUUGGUUCGGUUUUCGGUCGACCAAGUGGACGACCAAACAACACACACGAUUACACGAUACGAACCGUAAGAAACUCUCGGUGAGGGUAAAAAAAAUCAACCGAAAGCAAAAUAAAUAAACAUAAAAAAACAGUGAGGAUAAUUUUCGAGUGCGAUCGAGUGAAACUUUGCGCGGACGACUGUUCAAAGUCUUGGCGCGAUUGUGGAUUGUGGCGGUGGUGUUUGGAACCGCACGGAGUGGAGUGCAAGCGAAAACAUAGGUGAAAGUUGCCAAGAGAAGAGUGGCCGUUGGGUCCGGCUAUCGACUCGCACAGGAAGAAAUUUGUGGAAACAAAUGCUAAGUGCAGAAUCCGCCGACGAUAAAUGUGUGAAUGACUCUGAGUGAGAGCCAUCCUCGCAAAACAGCAUCGCAGCUACAGUCGAUUGGAAUGCGAUCCUAAGAUACACGGAGCUGCUGGAUGAAAAGUGAAACGCGCGAAUAAACAUCGCUAGAAAGAAAGAAAAAAAUAUGUGUGAAUAAUCGAAAGUGGGUGGAAAGAGAAUUUUGCCAAUGUUUUGCACACGCUGGUGUUAAUCAAGUUGUUGCAGUUGAUGGUGCUAUUGUUAUUGUCGAUCAAGCGCGCAUAAAACCGGAAACUGCUGUGUGAAAAGCUUAGCGUGGAAGAAGAAAGGGAAGAGAGAAGGAAGAUAAAUUAUCGUUGCGCAAAGUAGUGAAGUGAAGUGGCGCUUGCCGCGAACGAAAUCCGGUGUCAAACAGACGUGAUAAUUCGGAGAAAACUUUCUCCGCUACGGGCGGCGAUUGAUUCCAAUCGUCAACCUUGGAUUAGUUCACCAUAUUUCUUCCCUAUUGACAAGGUUGGUGGACGCAAAUUUCCCAGGCUGAGGUCUAGUUAAAUCAUCGACAGUCAACGAACCCUGUGGGACGGAACCGAGAGGGAGAACCCAGCGGUGGUGAAGUGUUGAACUCCACCCUAUCAAAAACAAACCGACGGAUCCUAUGAAAGAGAAUGCGAGAAAUGGACCACAUUCCGGACGAAUCCAGUAGAAAGCUGGCCCCCAGCAGGUGCUUGGGGGAAACCAAUACCCCCAACAACAUCAACAACAACAAUCGCAGUAAUAGUAGAGCAACCAACCCAAAACGGUUCGACGCGCUUUUGAUAGUGGCAGGACUUCUGUGUACGCAGGUCGUCAUCGGUAGCAGCACCCCAUUAGGCGAUAGUAAUAGUAGUAGUGAAGCAUCAGAAUUGACCGCAUGCCAGCACCUGCGGCGGGCAGAAUCACGACGGGCCAAAGCGCUGGGCGAUAACUUGUUGCACACGGUACGGAUACCCCGCUGCACGGCCCUCGGGGAUUUCGAACCGGUGCAGUGCUCGAACGAACUGAACGGAACCGAGUGCUGGUGCGUGGAUGAGUACGGCGUCGAGCUGGCCGACAGUCGGCGGCAGGAUGCCGACGAAGUUAAUUGUACCACGAUCCGAACCAAAUGUCAGGCCUCCAGCUGUCGGAUGUUUUGCCCGGCUGGCUUCGCCCGGGACCUGCGGAGCGGUUGUCCGGUUUGCCGCUGUCGGGAUCCGUGCGAUGGCGUGCAGUGUCCCCACGGGCAGCAGUGUGAACCACAGGAGGUCAGCUGUAAGAACGAACCAUGCCCACCGGUGCCGACGUGUCGCAAAGCUCGCUCUCUCGCAGAUCUCUGCCCAGCGGGUUUACCCCUUGCGAUCAGCGGCACCCCUCGACCAUUCCUGUGUGGUAACGACCCGGGUAAACCCUCCUGCCCACCGAUGUAUCGCUGUCUGGUCCAAUCCGGCAACGACUACGGUGUGUGCUGUCCAUCAUCGAUGCACCUCGAGAAACCCGGCAGCUGUCCGAAGCCGGAUGAAAUCAUCUCAACCGAUAGCACCGGGUUUCUCUGUGGAACCCCUUGCGGCCAUGAUCUCGAGUGUCCUCAGAUGCAGAAGUGUUGCACCUCGAACGGCUGCGGACGCAACUGUCAGCAACCGCACAACGUUACCGUCUGUCACCAGGCAAGAAUGCUCUCGGAGUUGUUGUCGGUGAAUGAACGCGAAGGAAGGGGUUAUGUUCCCCAGUGUGACGGACCCGGAGGAAGUUUCUCCAGUCGACAGUGCUCGCGCAACGGAUUGGUUUGUUGGUGCGUGGAUCCGAAAACGGGCAACAAAAUCAAGGGAACAAUGGGAGCCGCCCAGAUGGUGAAUUGCGAUGGGGUGGAGAAUAUGAUUGGCCGAAGUGGUGGCCGGAGCGUGGAUGGUUCGCAGGGUCUAUGCGAUCACAACAUCUGCGCUGCGGUUUGUGAGUACGGGUUCAAGAACGACCACAACGGGUGUCCCACGUGCGAGUGUUCCGAACCUUGCGAAGGAUUUGUUUGCCCAUCGGGAUCGCACUGCGAGGUGGCAAAAGACCCAAAGUGUGCCUCCUUUUCCGGACUGUGUUCCUCCGAGCCGAUCUGCAAGCUGGACCUGGUCUACUCGAACCCCUGUGAGUUGGGCACACCGCUGGCGGAUAAUGCCACAGAUGAGUUGCUGUACUGUCAUCUAGAUCGUCCCAAGAGUCGCGAGUACCAAAGCCGAAGCUUCUUCGACGACGAGGACGAGGAUACGCUGGGACGCAAACGCUCGCUGUCCAACACGAUCGUCUGUCCGGAGACCCACGUGUGCGUGAAAUUGCACGGUGAAAAGAAAAAUGUCUGCUGCCCGGUGGAGGAUGAAACCGAUGCCACUCCGGAAGCUCGCCAGCAAUCCAUGUGUGAAUAUCUGCGUGACUUCUCGGAUCGCAUGGAGGGUACGGUUGAGGGUAUGCAGCUGGCACUGCCUCCCCCUUCCUGCGGUAUAGACGGCGGGUAUGAGGCGAUGCAGUGCACCACCAAAAAGCUGCGGGUCAACCGGUCCGAGCAGCGACGCUAUCUAGAACAGAACAAUAUUCGUCAGAUGAGAAAACUGCUCGAGGAGGCGAAGCGUGCCAAGCGAGAUACGACGGUAUCGGUGCCUGCGCAAGGCCACAAUUUGAAGCUAGUUAAAGUCGACGACACAUACGAGAACAACAAUCGCGUACAGUCGGGAGACAAUGGUUCCGAUGCACUGAUGUCGUAUCUUCGGCAGCGAAUGCUGGUAUCGGUCGAAAGUGUUGGCGAUUUCGGUGUCCAGGGAAGAUCCGCGAAGAUCAUCGAUUUCAACCGGUUGGAUUCGAAGCAUUCCAACAACCUAGACAGUAUUGAUGUCAAACCUUCAGCGGCGCUGAAGAAACCCCUAGCAAUCGAGGACGACUUGACGGAAAUCGAACUGGAAGAGUGCUGGUGCGUGGAUAACUUUGGCACGGAAAUCCCGAGAACUCGGGGAAUGAACGCCACUCGGAAAUCAUGCCAAGAUCUUCGCGAAUCGCUCGGAUGUCUCGAUCUGACCUGUCGAAUGGGUUGCGAUUAUGGCUUUCUGCUCGAUCCGGAAACCCAAUGUCCUUCCUGUGAGUGUCGUGACCCAUGUGAUAGCGUGGCCUGUCCGGACGGACAGGAAUGUCGAUCGGUUGAGGUGUCAUGCGAAGGAGAAUACUGUCCACCGGUGCCUGCAUGUUUUCCCAAGAAACCUGGCCAGUGUCCUUUCCUGGUACCGCCAGGAAGUGAAAACUCCGAGUCCGAUUCGUGUGAAUACGAAUGCCGAACGGAUGCCCACUGCGAUGGUUCCAAACGGUGCUGCUCCAAUGGCUGCGGAACUCAGUGCGUUGAGCCGCAGCUGAAAACCGCUUGCCAACAUUUGCAAACCAUCCAGCUGCAUCAGGCAAGUGAACUCGGCGUUCCGCCGAAGCAGAAAUACAUCACACAGUGCGAUGCGGAUGGAAGCUUCCGCACCAUCCAGUGUGGUCCCGGAAACGUUUGCUGGUGUGUCGAUGAGUACGGAAACGAGAAGAGUGGAACGCGAACCUCCAACGGUGAGCCAAACUGCGCAAUCUAUCCGAAGAUCGAGUGCCCGCUGAGGAAAUGUUCACCCUGCGAGUACGGCUACAAGAUCGACGCCGACGGCUGCAAGACUUGCGAGUGCCGCGAUCCGUGCAGCGAAAUCUCCUGCCCUCGGGGCGAGGAAUGCCAACUCAUCCAGGUUGAGUGCAUCUCCGUGCCGUGCCCGAAAAUGCCUAUUUGUGUGCCGAUCCGUGAUUCCGUUUGUCCGGAGGGACUCCCGUUGAAAUCCGGUGGGCGUGAGAUUGUCUGCGGACCGCAGGCCGAGGCCGAGAGCUGCCCGUCGACACACAUCUGCCAGCUCAAUCCGAUCAGCAAACGUGGGUCUUGUUGUGCCAAGACAAGAGAUGUUUGCUUCGAAUCGAUUGAAUCCAGCUGUCUAGCAUCGGAGGCGCACUUGUCGAGCAAUAGUAACGAUCUGGAGACCACAACAACCACCAAGUGGCGGUUCAGUCCGCGGCUGAACAAAUGCGUACCGGUCAACCUGCCAAUGGUAGGCGUUUGUCCCUCGAAGAACCUGUUCCACAGCGAACAAGCUUGCAACGGCGUCUGUCCGGUGCUAUCCCAGUGCGAACGACUACGACUGAAGAAUGCGAUGGCGGCUAAAAGGGCUGGCCAACCGAGCACUUGGUUCCAGCCACGCUGUGACCCGGAAACCGGCUUCUGGAGUCCGGUUCAGUGCCUUGGAUCGAUGAGCUCCAGCAACGCGACGACGACGCAGGAAACUCCCAGUCUGGGAGUUUGCUGGUGUGCGGAUAAGAAGGGUGCUCCGGUCAAAGGUUCCCUCACCAAGGGUUCCGAACCGAAGUGCAGUAGUCGACAGGCGAGGAAACGAUUGCCCAACAGUAGCGGGGAGGUAUCGAGUGAUCCAGUUAUGGAAGAACUCAUCCGACAGAUUACCUUCCUGGUAGACGAAAACAACUACAUCGAUGAAGAUUUGGAGCCUACGGUUCCAUCGGGCAGCGGUUCGGCUGCUGCUGCAGCCAACUAUGCCCCGGAACCACGAUACAUCGGCUCCAUCUCGGCCGUGACGGAGAAAAUCAUCGAAAUGGCACGGAUCGACGAUGGCAGCAACUUCAUCGAUGAUACGGGCAAAAAACUAAGCGCAUCCACAACUCGCUGUCAGGCGCUGCAGUUGGCCGCUUCCUUCCCAGUUGCCUGCGACGAAAACGGAUCCUUCGAAUCAACCCAGUGUAACGGAGACACCUGCUGGUGUGUGGAUGCGGCCGGAAAUCAGCUGCCACUGUCAAGCACCUUCAAACGAGCCACCCGAACCUGUCUUUUCACCCCGAUCGAUGCCGUCGAGAUUGAGCUGCAUCUCAACAACCCCCACCACAGGGUCCUUCUGAACCUCUACGAAGUCCUCCGUAACGAUCUAACCGCGCUGAUCGGCAGUAUCUUCGACAACUACCGGGUGCACGAGAACACCGACGGAAGUGUGAUGCUCCGAUUCGACCUGAUCGAACACAACAAAGUGGAUGACGCUUUCGCGAUCGAAGAAAUGGUACGCAACCACGAGUUCAUCGUUUACCAUGGUUCCCUCAUAGCGGACGUUACGCAGUCCCGCUUCUCGCACGAAGUCUCCACAAAUCUUCCCGUCCCACAGCAAUCCUCUGGCAUCCCGGAGAACACCUUCCAGACGAUUGUGUUCGUACUGGCCACGGCUUCCGCCUUUCUCGUCAGCAUUCUGGUCGUGUUCGUGAUGUUGAAGCGUGGCAAGAACAAAAUGAAGCACUACAGCAACAGCAACCGAAUGAUGAGCAUCGGAGCGGACAAAUAUCUCGACUACAGUUCGCCCAUUUUUGUGCUCAGUGCCAACGAUACCAAAUCACUGCCGGAUCAUUACCGAUCGACGACGGCGGCGGCAACAGUUGCAACAGUGACCACUUCAUCAACGGAUAAAUCCACGUCCGAAUAAGCUCGAUUCGCUACGCCGGAAAAUGGAACAAGCUGACUCUUGCUGGACCAGACCGAAAAAAAUGGUUGAACUCAGCUCGGAUUGACCCAUUUUCCGCCGGUAAAAAAAAAACUUUUCGUUUUUGUGUUUUCUGAUUGAAAGAAAAUAGUAAAAUGAAAAAUUUGAAAACUUUUGACCACUUUCGGGCCCAACAAAUCUUUUCUCUCGUUAGUAUUGUAUAUACUGUUUUUCGGUAACUUCUAUAGUUAAAAUUCACGCCUAGGCUCUACCCUACAUAUUUUAAAUUCCUCGUUGAAAUAAUACCUAUUAAAUGUAAUAACGAUUAGAUCUGAUGAUAGAAUUCUGAAAGUGGGUGGAGGAGCGCAAUAUCAAAUGUAUAUAGUUUUUUGGAAAGCCAAGUGAACUGUUGUUUGGAACUCUGUGUUUUCGUUUUUGUUUUCUCCGAACAGAAACGGUGCAUCCGCGCCGGAACAUGUGUAGCGUGUUAGUAGGUUAGUUGUGUUGUGUAGGACAGGAUGCUUUUAUUUAUUUAUUUCUCCGCUUUGUUAUGACAUAAGAGCUGCUAAAUUAGAUGCAUCGAUUUUCCUUUUUCCGUGGAAGUGAGAUGAAACGACAUCGUGAAAAUUGUGCGCUCCAAACUUUAACCCAAUUGACCCUGUAAAUAUAUUGUGGCAUCCAGAUUAUAUCAUCGUGAGAAUAUGUUUACGCUCUGUUUGAAUAAAAUGACAAUGAAAUA